Molecule: messenger RNA, 1885 nt
Organism: Xylona heveae TC161
Lineage: Eukaryota; Fungi; Ascomycota; Xylonomycetes; Xylonales; Xylonaceae
Exons: 2
Coding region: 301-1464 (387 amino acids)
Source: RefSeq, a predicted model, not a curated record
AGCACAUGGGCGCAUGUUUCUCGAUCCUUUCUGUCAUUCUAUUUCCCUUCUCUCUCAAGUUCUGUAAAAUCUUCAUUCUUCAAUUGAUCAAGUUCUACCAUUUUGAUUUUGAUUUUCAAUCAUCGAUUUGCCAGUUGCUUAACUAAAUACCAGACUUUCUCGGUCUUCAGUACUUUCUGGGCCUUAGAACUUCCUUGAACUGGCUCCUCAGCGGUCACUGUCUGUCGAUUUGUCCAGACUGGAAUUCACAGCAGCAGGCCGCUUAAAGCACCCAGUUCAUCAAUCAUAUUAAAUUCCACUAUGCGCGACUUCAAGGUGUCGCAGGCACUAUUGUGCUUCUUUACCACAGUCGUCUAUCGCUCAGACCUGGUCAUUGCUAAACCCUAUCCUCGGGCAGCUGUCGACAAUUCAACCACUUUGGGAAACGAUGUGUUGUUCGGUCGUGGGUGCGCAAACCCUUGCGGAUGGUCCGGCCAGCUCUGCUGCACUUCGGAUCAGACUUGUUAUACCGAUUCAAAUGGGGAAGCCCAAUGCGGUGGAGGCACUACCGCUGGUUCUGGGGGUGGAUCUUGGCAAUAUUACACAACAACUUACACUGAGACUGACCUUGUUACGAGAGUUUCGACUUGGAGCUCGUAUAUAUCGUCCGCUGCCCCAGAAAUGACCACGACGACAACGACGUGCCAGCAAACAACGUCUAGCGCAGCUUCGAUCAAGUGCAACUAUGCAUUGAACGAAUCUCCCUGUGGUACAAUAUGCUGCGCAAGCGGCCAGUAUUGCCAAAGCUACGGUCAAUGUGUGGCUUCUGGUGGCGGAAGUUCGGGCUACUACAGCUGGUAUUCUUCCUAUUCUGCACCCGUAAGACCCACCAGCUCCGGCAUGGCAACGGUGACGUCCACCAGUGCCGCGACAACUACAAUGCCUUAUCAAGCUCCUUACGAGACCGGCGGUCAUAAUGUGACCGCAACCCAGGCUUCUCAUCACGGACUAAGCGGGGGCGCGAUUGCCGGAAUCGUUAUCGGAGUGAUUGCGGGCUUGAUUCUUCUUCUUCUCCUUCUUGCUUGCUGCUGUUUGAAACUCGGUAUCGAGGGUCUUCUCGCACUCCUUGGACUUGGCAAGAAGAAGAGAAGACGGGAAGAAACGACUUACAUCGAGGAACGACAUUCACGCCACAGUGGCGGCGCCGGCGGCUGGUAUGGCAGCCGUCCAAGUAGGGUUGAAAGACCGCCGCCGCCGCCGAAGAAGAGCGGUGGGCUAGGAGGCCUUGGGGCUGUAGGCGCGACUUUGGCUGGAUUAGCAAUUAUCCUCGGCCUAAAGAGAAGACGUGAUCGCGAGGAUGAGAAGAGCGAUUACACCUAUAGUAGCGAUUAUUACACCUACGACUACAGCACAAGUGAAAGUAGCGCAAGCUCUGAUCAAAGGACAAGAGAGACUCGCCCCACUCAUCAGUCGUCACGGCGAUAGAAGCUCUUCGCAAACGUGGACCGCCAAGGUUCGCUGCUUUGCUUCAAUGCCCAAGCAUCAAAUUUUUGCGUACUCAUCUAGCUUUCAAGUCAACUCCAUUUGAAGGGAAUUUCUGGCGUUUUACUGAAUGACUCCUGUUUCAGCUGACUUCUAAUUCGACAUAGCUGGACAUGAAACCAGUUCUCCGUUUUCCUUGUAUUUCUUUUCUGACACGAAGACGAUUUAUCGAUCUCAUGACUUUUAAUUCGACGGAUUAUACCCAGCGCAUCAUUUGUAUUGCGGCUACGAUGUAUGUUAAUGGAAUAUUCAGCUUUGUACAUGACAACCGGGGGACCAAUAUUGAAUGAGCUGUUAGCACGGCUAGUACUGGCAUUUGCAAUGGAUUUUUAGCUUCUCAAACCAUUCUAUCUGAUAUGCAGAC